Fusarium poae is the source of this 2268-nucleotide messenger RNA. Its product is annotated as Protein phosphatase PP2A regulatory subunit B. Gene Ontology annotation, molecular function: RNA binding. The transcript is spliced from 2 exons. Gene Ontology annotation, cellular component: ribonucleoprotein complex. Bases 1 to 2268 code for a protein of 755 amino acids. The record is from RefSeq and is a predicted model, not a curated record. NCBI's taxonomy places the organism in Eukaryota, Fungi, Ascomycota, Sordariomycetes, Hypocreales, Nectriaceae.
AUGGCCGCCAACGCUGCUCCCGGCGCUGUUGACCAGCUCGCCAACGACCUCAACAACACCUCUCUCAACGGCUCUGAGGCCAAGGCCCCUGCUGUCGACACUGGUGUCACUGCUGCCGCUGACGAUGCUGCCGCUCCUACCCCCACCACCGCUGCUCCUCACCCCCAGAACUCGGCCUCUCUCUACGUUGGCGAGCUUGACCCCUCCGUCACCGAGGCUAUGCUUUUCGAGCUUUUCUCUCAGAUUGGUGCUGUUGCUUCUAUCCGUGUCUGCCGUGAUGCCGUCACCCGUCGUUCUCUCGGCUAUGCCUACGUCAACUACAACGCCACUCCUGAUGGCGAGAAGGCUCUCGAGGAGCUCAACUACACUAUCAUCAAGGGCCGUCCCUGCCGUAUCAUGUGGUCUCAGCGUGAUCCCGCUCUUCGCAAGACUGGCCAGGGCAACGUUUUCAUCAAGAACCUCGAUGUCGCCAUCGACAACAAGGCUCUCCACGACACCUUUGCUGCUUUCGGUAACAUCCUGAGCUGCAAGGUCGCCCAGGACGAGACUGGUGCUUCCAAGGGCUAUGGUUUCGUUCACUACGAGACCGAUGAGGCCGCUUCCCAGGCCAUCAAGCACGUUAACGGUAUGCUUCUCAACGAGAAGAAGGUUUACGUCGGUCACCACAUUCCCAAGAAGGACCGCCAGAGCAAGUUCGAGGAGAUGAAGGCCAACUUCACCAACGUCUACGUCAAGAACAUUGCCCCUGACGUUACCGAGGAUGAUUUCCGCCAGCUCUUCGAGAGGUACGGCGAUGUCACCUCUUCCUCUCUGGCUCGUGACCAGGAGGGUAAGAGCCGUGGUUUCGGCUUCGUCAACUUCACCACUCACGAGAGUGCCUCCAAGGCUGUUGAUGAGCUCAACAACAAGGAUUUCCACGGUCAGGACCUCUAUGUUGGCCGGGCCCAGAAGAAGCACGAGCGUGAGGAGGAGCUCCGCAAGUCUUAUGAAGCUGCUCGCCUGGAGAAGGCCAACAAGUACCAGGGCGUUAACCUGUACAUCAAGAACCUUGACGACGACGUCGACGAUGAUAAGCUCCGUGAGAUGUUCAAGGACUUUGGUUCCAUCACCUCCGCCAAGGUGAUGCGUGAGACCCCCACUGAGGGUGACGAGGACAAGAAGGAGAAGGACGAGAGCGACAAGGAGAACCAAGAGGAAGCAAAGGAAGAGGUCAAGGAGGAGGCUAAGGAGGAAUCCAAGGAGGAGUCCAAGGAGGAGUCCAAGGAGGGCGAGGAGGACAAGAAGGCCGAGAAGAAGUCAGACAAGAAGCUCGGUAAGAGCAAGGGCUUCGGCUUCGUCUGCUUCAGCAACCCUGAUGAUGCUACCAAGGCUGUCGCUGAGAUGAACCAACGUAUGUUCAACGGCAAGCCUCUGUACGUCGCCCUGGCCCAGCGCAAGGAUGUCCGAAAGAGCCAGCUUGAGGCUAGUAUCCAGGCUCGCAAUCAGCUCCGCAUGCAGCAGGCCGCCGCUGCCGCCGGUAUGCCCCAGCAGUACAUGCAGCCCCCUGUCUACUUCGCUCCUGGCCAGCAGCCCGGCUUCAUGCCCCAGGGUGGACGUGGUGUUCCUUUCCCUCAGGGUGCCAUGGGAAUGCCUCAGGGUCGUCCUGGACAAUUCCCCUACCCUCAGCAGGGUGGACGUGGUGGUGUUCCCCAGCAGAUGCCCCCCAACAUGUACGGAAUGCCUGGUCAGUUCCCUCCUGGAUACGGCCAGCCUGGCACUCCUCAGUUCAUGGCUGCUAUGGCUCAGCAGCAGGCUGCUCUCGGUGGCCGUGGCGCUCCUCAAGGCGGCCGUGGUGGUCCUCAGGGUAUGCAGGGCAUGCCUCCCAUGGCUGGCGGUAACAUGCCCGGCUUCCCUCCUAACAACAACCGCCAGGGUGGCCGAGGUGGUCCUGGCCGCAACGGCAACGGACCUCAAGGUGGCCGUGGCGCCGAAGCUGCCGGAGCUUCCGUCCUCCAGCAACAGCUUGCUGCCGCCCCUCCUCCUCAGCAGAAGCAGAUUCUGGGUGAGCUGAUCUUCCCCAAGAUCCAGGCCAUCAACUCCGAGCUUGCCGGCAAGAUCACCGGUAUGCUUCUGGAGAUGGACAACACCGAGCUUGUCAACCUUAUUGAGGACGACUCCGCUCUCAAGGCCAAGGUCGAUGAGGCUCUUGCUGUCUACGACGAGUACGUCAAGGCUCAGGGCAGCUCCGAGGGUGGUGAGGCCAAGAAGGAGGAGGAGACCAAGGCUUAA